Messenger RNA from Prosopis cineraria, 2076 nucleotides. RefSeq names its product light-mediated development protein DET1. Gene Ontology annotation, cellular component: cullin-RING ubiquitin ligase complex; nucleus. NCBI's taxonomy places the organism in Eukaryota, Viridiplantae, Streptophyta, Magnoliopsida, Fabales, Fabaceae. Gene Ontology annotation, molecular function: ubiquitin-like ligase-substrate adaptor activity; ubiquitin protein ligase binding. Gene Ontology annotation, biological process: positive regulation of proteasomal ubiquitin-dependent protein catabolic process; protein ubiquitination; carbohydrate metabolic process. The transcript has 13 exons. The record is from RefSeq and is a predicted model, not a curated record. Bases 359 to 1957 code for a protein of 532 amino acids.
CGUACGGUAGGCCCAGAAUGGCUCGCAAGUGGCAAGAAACUGCGGAUUUUUCAGAACUGCUCGCGGAACACAAUCUCACUAGCUGUUGAUCCUCAGAGUCUGGACCUCACAGCCAUACGGGUCUUUCCCCUGAAUUCACUGGCGUUGCCGUGUUUCCUCCUUAAGUUUGAGCAGAGCCGCUGAACUUGACGAGGUCUGCUGCAUCGUUGCUCGAACUGCAUAGAAUCAUAUCGGCAACCUGCAACCCGCCACCCCUUUCCCUGUAGAAGCUCGAGAAGCUGCCUUCAACUGCUCCUUGUUAAAAUUUAUUUGUACUGCUUGAGGAGGAAUACGUUUUCAAGUUUCUGGACGCAAUUUAAUGUAUAGAAGCAGCAAUAUUGCGGCAAGGGUCUUCGAGCGUCAAAUUCGCAGCCCUGCUCCUGGCACUAGUGUUCAUUAUGCUCGGCGGUUGUAUGAAAAUUUGGUACCAAGUUACACAUUGUAUGAGGUUGAAUGCCCCGACCAUUUAUUUCGCAAAUUUACUGACGAUGGUCAAUACCUGAUAAGUUUCAGCAGAAAUCAUCAAGAGUUGAUUGUUUAUAGAUCUAGAUGGCUCUCUUAUUCAUGUAAAGAUGAAGAUUGUGAUAAACUUGACUUGCCUCCAAAUGCAAAGAGAUUUGAGAGUUUUUUCACCCAGUUAUAUUGUGUAUCCCUUGCUUCUUGCAAUGAACUUAUUUGUAAAGAUUUCUUCCUUUACAUGGAGGGUAAUCAAUUUGGUCUGUUUGCUACUUCUACGGCACAAAUUCAUGAUGCACCCGCUGUAGGAGGAGCUGUCCAGGGUGUUCCUUCGAUAGAAAAGAUAACAUUUCACCUCUUGAGAUUGGAAGAUGGAGUUAUCCUGGAUGAGAAGGUCUUCUGUAAUGAUUUUGUUAAUUUGACCCAUAAUAUGGGCGUCUUCUUGUAUGAUGACCUUUUGGCCAUCGUAUCACUUCGCUAUCAAACAAUACACAUUCUUCAAAUUAGGGAUUCUGGGCACCUUGUUGAUGUUCGUGCUAUUGGGGCAUUCUGCCGUGAAGAUGAUGAGCUUUUUCUCAAUUCAAGUUCUCAGGGCAUGUCUUCAUAUGACAAAAGUAAGCAGCAGCCUGGAAACCAUAUUCAAAAUAAUCAGGGCCAACCUAAUUUGGAGAAUUCUUUCUUGAGUGGCAUCAAACAGCGUUUGCUUUCAUUCAUAUUCCGGGGGAUCUGGAAUGAGGAAAGAGAUGAUACCUUGAGGGUUCAAAGCCUGAAGAAGAAGUUUUACUUUCACUUUCAAGAUUAUGUUGACUUGAUUAUGUGGAAGGUGCAAUUCUUGGACCGAUACCACCUGCUAAUCAAGUUUGGUAGUGUGGAUGGAGGGGUGUCAAGAAAUGCUGAUCACCACCCAGCUUUCUUUGCUGUAUAUAACAUGGAGACAACUGAAAUUGUAUCAUUUUAUCAGAAUUCUGCAGACAAUCUUUAUCUUUUGUUUGAGAAGUUCUGCGAUCACUUCCAUGUAACAUCAAGGAAUUCUAUGUAUAUGAAUUUCAUAUCAUCUCACUCAAAUAAUAUUUAUGCUUUGGAGCAAUUGCGGAUCAUAAAGGAUAAGGCGAGCAGCUCUUCGCAGUUUGUGAAGAAGAUGCUUGCCUCUUUGCCUUUCAGCUGUCAGUCGCAGAGUCCUUCUCCUUAUUUUGACCAAUCUCUUUUCCGGUUUGAUGACAAGUUGAUUUCUGCAACUGAUCGGCAUAGGCAAUCGACAGACCAUCCAAUCAAGUUCAUUCUAAGAAGGCAUCCGUAUUCGCUCAAAUUUAAGAUCAAACCAGGUCCUGAAGCUGGUAGUAUGGAUGGCCGAGCCAAGAAGAUCUCUUCAUUUCUGUUCCAUCCAUUUUUGCCCCUUGCUCUCUCUGUUCAACAGACUUUGUUCUUGCAGCCAUCAGUUGUAAAUAUUCACUUUCGAAGAUGAGGAUCGCAGUUUUGUUUUGCCCUACUUCGCUGUAGACAAUCUUAACUGAAUUGAGAGAUUGUAUAUUUAUUCGGUACUUGAAAAAUGUUAUAUUCAAGCGCUGCUAGUUUACGUUUUAA